This is a messenger RNA of Branchiostoma floridae (Florida lancelet), 2151 nucleotides long. RefSeq names its product zinc finger protein 239-like. NCBI's taxonomy places the organism in Eukaryota, Metazoa, Chordata, Leptocardii, Amphioxiformes, Branchiostomatidae. The transcript is spliced from 2 exons. Gene Ontology annotation, molecular function: RNA polymerase II cis-regulatory region sequence-specific DNA binding; DNA-binding transcription factor activity, RNA polymerase II-specific. The coding region runs from base 173 to 1162 and encodes 329 amino acids. Gene Ontology annotation, biological process: regulation of transcription by RNA polymerase II. The record is from RefSeq and is a predicted model, not a curated record.
CAACACUACACUGAGACGAUAGUAGAGACAAAGUACUGUAUUUGCGACACUUUUCAGGCCAACCGAAGCUGUGAACUGACACGUCGCCACUUCUGUGUUACAGAAAAAAAGUCAUAUUUGGCUCAACAAGUUGUUACCGCCGAAAUUCGCAAGGACCUGCAAUUUGACAACAAUGGCAACCGGAGCUGAAUCUCUUUUGAAACAAGACGAGGGAGAGAAUAGCCGUGGGCGGGAUUCCCCGUGUCCCUAUAAGUGCAGCUAUUGCGACAAGGAGUUCCCCUUCAAAAGUGCUCUGGACCGACACCUGCGGACUCACACGGGUGAGCGUCCGUACCAUUGUGACGAAUGUAGAAAAGGGUUUAGUCAACGGUCGAAUUUGAAGGCACACAUGAGGACUCAUACUGAUAAGGAACCAUACACGUGUGAGCUGUGCAAGAAGCAGUGCAGUAAACUGAGUGACUUAAAGAAACACAUCCAGACUCACACUGAUGAGAAACCUUACAGAUGUGAGGAGUGCAACAGGCAGUUCAGUCAGCUGAGUGAUCUGAAGAAACAUAUGAGAACUCACACGGGUGAAAAACCCAACCGAUGCAAGGAGUGCAAUCGACAGUUCAGUCAGCUGAGUGAUCUGAACAGACACAUGAGAACUCACACGGGUGAGAGACCAUACAGAUGUGAGGAGUGCGGCAGGCAGUUCAGUCAACUUGCUCACCUCAGACGACACAUUAGAAUUCACACAGGCGAGAAACCCUACAGGUGUGAGGAAUGCGGCAGACAGUUCAGUCAGCUGGGUGAUCUGAAGGGUCACAUGCGGACACACACUGGCGAGAAACCUUUCACGUGUGAGAUUUGCAACAAAGGCUUUAAACUCCAAGGUGAUCGGACGACCCACAUGCGUUUUCACACAGGAGAAACACCGUACAGAUGUGAGCAGUGUAGCCGACAAUUCGCUACGCUGUCUAAUCUGAAAAGGCACGUGAGAACUCACACCGGUGAAAAACCGUACUUGUGUGAAAUUUGCAACAAAAGCUUUAUUCUGCUAAGUGAAUUGAGGAGACACAUGAGAACCCACACAGGCGAGAAACCAUACAGGUGCGAGGAUUGCGGUAAGCGGUUCAGUGAGUCGGGUCAUCGAAAGAGGCACAUGCGGACUCACAAGUGAAACAUCGCAAAAUUGUGAGGAGCAUCUGAAGAGGCCCAGGCAAUCUCACUCGGAGUAAUGUACUCUCCAAGCAGAGGUUUGGCCCCGGCUGUUUUUGAAGCCAAUUUAGACCGCAGAUUUGUUGUUUCUUUUAGAAUUGAAAUCAUGCAUUGGUUUUGUUAUGGGCUCAAUUUCUACUUGAUACAUGUACAAGUAAAGCCAUAAAGGCACACGGAAGUAUCCAUAGUCUAUACUCACAAAAGCUUUCGGUUACCUUCGCCUCCGUUUCCUGUUCAUGUUGUCUGUUGGUAGUUAAAGAAGGAUUUCGUUACCACCAGCAAUCUACCUUUACUUUUUGAUUGUAUGUAAAAUGCCACUGUUGAAUGUGUGAUUUUUCUUUAACGUAUAGAUGGAGUUAUCGUUUGACUGCUAUGACCCUAGUAAACUAUUUUUUUUCUGAUGAGGAAGUUCUAUUUGUAACUCUGUUCUUAUUGUUGUAAAUACACAUUAGCUUUCAUAAUCUGCUGUAGCAAACGUGUUAGCAGUAACUGUUGAUAUAAGGAUUAUUAAAAAGGGCAAUUUUACAUUAGAUGAGAAAGGAAUACGUACAAUCAAUAUGCGAAACACGGGUAUACUGAGAUGUAGAUUGUAUGUAUAUUGUACCACAUGUAGUUUACUGUAGUUGAUUGUAGAUUGUUGUCGACAUGGCAGCAUUACACGUUAGGAGAGAAUACAGGGAGACUAACCUGCUAAACUACUGUAUGUGCUUCUCAGCACUCGUUAUAUAUUAAAUGUGUGUUACAUGUGUUUGGCCUAUUAACCUAGUUCCAAAUUAGAUUAGUCUCAGUAGCAGAUAAUUCAUGAGUAUCUUACAAACGUGACGUUUCUUCAAAAGCUAGGUUACUCCCAACUCUAGUACGCCGUUGUUUUGUACUAGGUUGUCUUUACUUUGUCAGUAUGUUGAAAUUACCUAUUCAUUUGUCUAAGUGUUGAAUAAACGAUUAAAGAAA